AUGGUUAGUGUGAUUAUUAUUAUUAUUAAAUCUUAAUGUUUAUAUUUAAAAUUUAUACAUUAAAAUAUAGUAGGAAUAAGUGAUGGAUAGAUAGCCAGUCAGUCAUAUUUAAAACAAAUUUUAGAUAAUUUUUAAGUUAUCAAUAGUUAAGAUAAAUUUAAAAAAAAAUAGAUUUAAUACAUAAAAGAUUUAUUAAUAAAUAAAUUAAAAGAAUUUAUUUAUUUCAUAAGUGUAAAGAGGAAUUCGAAUUUUGUGAUGGAGUUUAUUGAGUCUAGGCAAUUGAUUCCUUAAACUCAGUGA
Tetrahymena thermophila SB210 is the source of this 300-nucleotide messenger RNA. RefSeq lists its product as hypothetical. The record is from RefSeq and is a predicted model, not a curated record. The transcript is spliced from 2 exons. Lineage: Eukaryota; Ciliophora; Oligohymenophorea; Hymenostomatida; Tetrahymenidae.